UUCACUUCCUCCUCUCUCUCUCCUCCUGACAGCUAGCCACCAAACCAUCGCUUCACUCACCCGCCCGAUCGCGCCGCCAUGGCCGACAAGCCUCCCCCGCCGGCGCCGGCAGCGAAUCCCAAGCCCAAGCCCAUGCCGGCCGCGGCUGCUCCUGGCGCGCCGGCGAGGACGACCCCGCCGCUCAAGAAGCCCCCGCCACUCGCUCCGCCGACGCAGGCGCGCCCGCUCAAGCCGCCGCCGGCGCACCAGUUCCGGCAGCAGCAGCAGCAGCCGGCGGGUGGGCGGAAGCGGCGGUACCGGGGCCACCGUGGCGGAGGGUGCUCGGGGAGGCGGGUGUGCUGCCUCGCCACGGGGUUCGUCCUCCUCGCCCUCUGCCUCGCGCUCGCCGCGGCGUGCCUCGCAUACCUCUACUACCACCCGCGCCCGCCGUCGUUCCACCUGCAGCCGCUCGCCGCCACGCGGUUCCGCGUCGGGAACUCCUCCGCGGUGUCCGCCAUGGACGUCACCGUGGCCGUCAAGGUGGUGUCGUGGAACCCCAACGACAGGGUCUCCUUCGACUACGGAGACGGCGAGGGCCGCGUCGCGCUUGCCGACGCCGACGGCGACGUCGCGCUCGGGUGGGCGCCCGUGGGCGGGUUCCGCCACGCCGCCCGCAGCGUCGCCACGGUCGGGUUCGUGGCGGCCGCCAGGGGCGUGGUGGUCGACGACGCCGUGGCGGCGCGCGUCCGCGACCGGUACAGGCGGCGGCAGCUGGCGUUCAAGGUGGUGGUGGACACCCACGUCGGCGCGCGCGCCGGGGCGGUGCGCACCGGCAUGGUGCCCGUCCGGCUGCUCUGCGACGGCGGCACCAUGGCGCCGCGCGGCGGCGUGUCCGGGACCGUGGUGGGGCCCAUGAGCAAGUGCCAGGUGUACCUCUUCAGAGUCAGAUGGUUUAGCUUGAACUGAAGAACAAAAGAAGAAGAAAAAAAAUCCAGGACAGGAAGUGCCUACUAGUAGCUGCUUACAAUCAGGCUAAUGUCAGUGGCGUCGAAGCUGCUGCUGCUGCUGCCGUAACUUAUUUGCAUUUCCUGCCGACGAGAAGACGACGAUUUGGUUUUGUUUGGUGGCCACUAUAUAUAUAAUCUCAGGUUCUGAACACUCUGAAGACUCUGAACCUUGAUGAUUAUAGUUCCUUGUAAGAAGAGAAGAAGCGAGAAGUUUGUAAGUGUAUAUGCAUGACUCCUAGUCCCAGCUCUCCAAUUCUUUUGAUUGUGUGGUAUAUAUACAAACAUAGCAGGAAUCGAGUGAUUUGUUCUUUGUGUGUU
This is a messenger RNA of Oryza brachyantha (malo sina), 1304 nucleotides long. RefSeq lists its product as uncharacterized. The transcript has 2 exons. Gene Ontology annotation, cellular component: plasma membrane. Lineage: Eukaryota; Viridiplantae; Streptophyta; Magnoliopsida; Poales; Poaceae. The record is from RefSeq and is a predicted model, not a curated record. The coding region runs from base 79 to 945 and encodes 288 amino acids.